This is a messenger RNA of Indicator indicator, 6186 nucleotides long. RefSeq names its product zinc finger protein 638-like. Gene Ontology annotation, cellular component: nucleus. Gene Ontology annotation, biological process: regulation of RNA splicing; RNA splicing. NCBI's taxonomy places the organism in Eukaryota, Metazoa, Chordata, Aves, Piciformes, Indicatoridae. The record is from RefSeq and is a predicted model, not a curated record. The coding region runs from base 61 to 6186 and encodes 2041 amino acids. Gene Ontology annotation, molecular function: mRNA binding. The transcript has 24 exons.
CUUUUGCCAAGAACAAGAGGAAAUGGCUUCAAGUUGCACCAUGGGAGGUUUAGGUUGGAUAUGAGGAGCAAUUUAUUCCCCAAAAGCUUUGUGUUAUUCUUGGAAAGUUUCGCACCACUUGUGAAUUCCUUGCACCUUGGCGUUGGGAGCCCACUUCUGUUGGGCCCUCCUCCUUUACAGUUUGCUCACAUUAAGACACAGUUGGCUCUUCAGCAGUUGACCUCGGUUGCUCCCAACGCUUCUGCACCUCCUCAUGCUUGGUUAAAUCAGGUGGUUCCGAAAAGCACAAUGUUUAGCCCUAGAGGAACUUUACCUCAGAGGCCCAGAGGACCUAACCCGUCUGGCACAAAGCCUCCAGGAUCCUUUACGGGAAGGGGUGCAGGAGGUCUUCAGAGAAAACCCACGCCUGGAGCACCUCAAGGAAUGCCACCGAGAUGUUCGGGGCAGGAGACACUUCAGUGGACAGGUUCCCAGAGGAUAAACGUUCGGGUAACUCUGCACAGGCCUGAUCCGAGGAAGGUGAAGGAGAAGUCAAACCUACACCAGGAGCAGAAGGGGGAGCCUCGCCCAACUCGCUGGGAUAUCAGCCCGUGCCCGGCUGGGAUGAGUGGGCAAAAGCCACCUGCCUCGGCGCGGAUCUCAGAGCAGAACUCCAACGCCCAGAACCGCUACACGCCAGAAAGCGCUUCCAGUAUUCUCGCGAGUUUUGGGCUGUCCAACGAAGAUCUGGAGGAGCUCAGCCGUUAUCCAGACGAUCAGCUGACGCCCGAGAACAUGCCGCUGAUCCUGAGAGAAAUCCGGAUGCGUAAGAUGGGGCAUUCUUUGCCUGGCCUACACAGUCAGAGCCGGGCAGAGGAACCCGUGGGUGGUAGCGGCGGUGCGGCAGUCAAGAGUAAAGUGAUCGAUUACGGCCAUGCGAGCAAGUACGGUUACACCGAGGACCCCCUGGAAGUGCGUCCUUUCAACCCCGAAGCGCUGCCGGAAGAGCCCCUGGAAGCACGUGUGUAUGCUCCUGAGGUGCCCAGCGCGGAGAAGAGGGAAGAGUUCCCCCGGGAGCAGAGCGUGCCGAUGGCUGUCCCACCGCCGAGCGUGCCCUGCAAUCCGGUGUUUCAAGUUGAAGAUCUGAUCAAACAGACAAGAUUCCAGAUCGAUUCCUCAAACACUCAAUCCUUUUUUCCAGCUGAGGCUCCGGGGAAGGUGUCCGGAAUAUGCGUAACGCCUCCUGGACUCCCUGGGGUAAAACCUGUAUCCCAGCCUGUGAUUGCACCCAUCAUGCCACCUAUGAUGCCACCCAUCAUGGCACCUUUGGUGCAACCCAUAAUGCCACCAGUCAUGCCUCCUCUUGUCCAGCAGCCCAUGCCCCAGCACGUGAUGCCACCAAUGACCCAACCUCCCUUUGCUGCUGAAAUCCCGACUGUAAACCAUCACGAAAGACCUCAACACGAGUCUGGAACGAGCCAGCCCAACGCCCAGAGUGGCUCGGGAGCGGCACCCAAGCCCUUCCGCCCACAGGCCGAGGAGCCCUUUAGAUCUCCUUUUGGCAUCGUGAAAGCAUCGUGGCUUCCUGUCCUUCCACAGUCCGAUGCCCAGAAGAUCAAAAAAUUGCCCACCCCAUCAAUGAUGAAUGACUACUAUGCCACGUCGCCGAGAAUAUUCCCACAUAUGUGUUCUCUGUGUAACAUUGAGUGCACUGAGAUGAAGGACUGGAUCUUGCAUCAGAACACUCCGUCUCACAUCGAAAGCUGCCGCCACUUACGCCAAGAGUACCCUGACUGGAACCCUGAGGCUCAUUCCUCAAGGAGAAAUGCUGUGGAGAAAAAAGAAAACCAGACCCCCAGGCGCCGCUCCAGCUCGGCCAGUCCCAGCCCCAGGCGCUCCAGAGCCCCGAGCUCCAGCUACUACCACCGCCGGUCACGCUCCAGGUCGCGGAGCCCAGGCCGCUUCCGGCCCAGGCGCCGGAGCCGCAGCCCUUGGUACGUGCGGCGCCGCAGCCCCAGGUACAGGUCGAGGUCUCCGCACCGCUCCCGCCACCCGCCCAGGGCCAGCCCGCGGCCUCGCAGAUCCUCCAGCCAUGACCGCUCGUCCAGGAGGUCGAGCCACUCCCGAGUGGGAUCUUCAGGAUCGGGAUCUUCUCAUGGACACUUAAGGAAGUCAUCUGGAAGUGUGAAGAAGCCAGUGAAAACAAGUGGUUCUGCCAAGGCUUCCAAGAAAGAUGAACCUUCUUUGCCCGAGUCAAGUUCUUCAUCUCCUAAAACUGAUGAUGUGCCUGAAGAGAAAGAAACAAAAGAUGGUGAGGAAGACUCAGCUGCUUCAACCAGUGGAUCUAAUGCCCCUUCUUACAAUAGGCUGUUGAGGAAGGAGCUGCUGAGCUGUGGGACAGUCCUUCAGAUAUCUGAUUUACCAGAUGAUGGCUUCUCAGACCAAGAUAUUAGAAAGAUUGUUCAGCCUUUUGGCAAAGUUAGUGAUAUCAUUGUGCUGCGCUCCAGAAAUGAGGCCUUCCUGGAGAUGAACUACAAGGAAGCUGUGAUAGCAGCUGUGAAAUACGGCGAGAUGACGCCGGUGCUGGUCAACGGCAGGAGGGUGAAAAUCAGCGUGGCUGAGAAGCCAAAAGCACCUCCUGGCAACAAGGCCAAAACAAGCAUCAAAAAAAAGACUCAGCCUGUUAAAAAGGUUUUGCCAAGCACCAAAAAAGAUCAGACCACCACCACGAAGAGACCUAAAUCUAGCACAGGUAAAAAAGAAAAGACUAAGAAACCAACAAGUAGUAAAACCAAGGAAACUUCAAACCCUGGAGAUGAAGACCCUGAGAUCUCCACAAAAGCUGAAGUGGAAGGUGAGAAAAUGACACAGUCAGAACCACAGCACAUUCCAGACAAGGAUGGAGUUACAGAGCCUGUGCAGACAGGGGAGGUGACCAACCCUGCACCUGUGCUAGAGAAACCUCAGGUGCCUCAGGUGGCAGCAUCAGACUUGGAUGAGUUUAAGGAAGCUUUAGUUGAUCAAGAAGCUACGGUAACAACUACAGAGAGUGAAGAGGCCACAGAACCAGCGAGCAAGGAACUUGAGGAUAUCUGUGUGGUUCUUGUUUCAAACCUCCCUGAGAAAGGAUACUCUGUGGAGGAAGUUUCCAACCUCGCAAAGCCCUUUGGAGGACUGAGGGAUGUGCUGAUUUUAUCAUCUCAUAAAAAGGCUUAUCUUGAAAUAAACAGAAAAUCUGCUGACUCCAUGGUCAAAUUUUACAGCUGCUUCCCAAGGUCCCUGGGUGGAAACCAGCUCUGCAUCAACAUGGUGCCUCAGUGCACCACUGUCAAGGAUGAAGAAGCAAUAUUUACUGCUCUCAUUAAAGAUUCUGACCCUAAGGUGAACACUGCAGCUUUCCACAAUCGAUUUGUGCAUCUCGGGAACCUGCCAGAUGAUGGCUACAGAGAACUGGAGGCAGUUUGUGUGGGACUUCGGUUUGGAAAAGUGGACAAUUAUGUUGUCCUGAAGAACAAAAACAAGGCAAUUCUGCAGCUGGACAGUGCCAAGUCAGCCAGGUCCAUGUACAGUUUCCUGCAGCAGUACCCUUACAAUAUGGGUGACCACACGCUGACCUGUACCUUGUCACCCAGUGCAGAGACUGCUGAGGCUGAAGUUGUGAAAAAAGAAGUGAAGAAAGAGGAGGCAAGCCAAGGAAGCUCUGGCUUGAAAAAAUAUCCAGAGGGAUCAGGAGUGGUGCAAACAGCAGCUGCUAAUCCUCCAGUAGAGGCCAGUGUGGCAAAGAAAGGACCUGUUCCCAUCUCUCAUGUCAAAGACGAGCUGUCAGCAGCGCAGACAGAGCCCUCCAAGUCCCAUCUGGAAGGAGCAGUGAGGGAGUCUGCUGCCAGAACAGCAGAAACAUCUCUGGAGAAGGUGGAUGCUGGAGUUGAAGCUGUGGUGGCAUCUCUCAGAUCUGCUGAUAGUGAAUCAUCUGAAGUGAAGUCAGAAGAGAUGCUGCUGCCACCUUCCAGUGUGGAGAGAGGAGAGGCAGUUCGAGCUAAGGCUGAACCGGAGCCGUGUGAGUCUGCUCUUGGAUUUGCAUCAGAGAAGGAGGUUCAAGAGGAAGAUGGAGGGUUGGCUGCUUCUACCUCUGAGCUGCCAGAAGAACUGUCCAGAGUGGGCAAGGCUGAAGGUGUGCUGCCAGAUUGUGCUGUGAAACUGGGAGUGGGGGAAUCAAGAGGGACUGUCCCUGAAGUGCUGCCCCCUCGUCCUGGUGCAGCUUCAGUGCACAUGCUGUCGUCUGGUGUCACACAACCAACCAACAAGUUGGAUGCUUCUACCAUGAAUCCUCGUUCUGAUGCUGUGAAAACUGGACAGGAAAUGGCUCUGAUGCCAACAAUGGAGAGCAAACCUGGGGUGGCUGUGGGAAAGAAACUGGGUGGAACUGGAAAGGUGAAACCAGAAGAUUUUGUGUUUGCAGUUGGAAGAGCUGCAGAGGAGAACCCUGAAAACCUUUUGGACAGGACUGGGGCAGAGACAGAGAAGCAACUUGAAAAGCUCGUGGCCAAGUUUGGGGCUGCUGGUGAAAAUGCUGCAAAUGCUGCUGGUGAGGACAAUGAGGGAAGUUUAAACAAAGCCUUUCAAAGUGAAGGAACAGGACCAACAAAAAGUAAUGAAGCCUCCAAAGCAGUUAUGUUUAAUUCCUCUUUCUCUGUCAAAGAAUCUUCUGCUGUUGAUAAAACCAUUUUAAAGGCAGUGGUGUCUCUUGUGGAUAUCUCAAAGUCAUGGAUUCCAGUGCAGAGAAAUGAGCCCUUCCUGUGUAGAGGAGGGGAGCAGAACUCUCCCCCAAAAGCUGAGAGCCAAGGCCAAGCAGUGGUGGAGAAGAAAACGACAUCGAAAGAAGAGGAUCCCCUACGACCUGGCAGCAGCACAUUGAGCCUGGGAGAUGGCAGCAGCAAAUGGAAAGCCAGCAGAAGCUCUGUGGUUGAUGGAAGGGGAGGCAAUGGGAGGAAUUCAUCUCAGCAAGAGAAGGACUCCCAAGUGGAAUCUAGGGCUAGUUCAAAACAGUCUCACGAGGGGGAGAGUAGAGCACCCAGCAUGAAGAGAGACAGCAGCAGCAAUAAGGCUUCUGCUGGUGACAACACGAAGGCUUCAAAAAGUGGCAUUAGCAGCAGUGCAAAACAAAAGGAGGAGGAAGAGCUGUUUCCUUUUAACCUGGAUGAGUUUGUCACCGUGGAUGAGGUGGUGGAAGAGACGGAGUCUCCCGUGAGAACGCGCCGGAAUCCCCCGAGGGGGAAGAGAAAAGCUGGGGCUAAAACGAACUUCUCUGCUGAGCCCAGCUCCAAGAGGAGGAAAAGGAAGAGCUCUGUGGCCCAUGCUGCAGCAAACAAGCUCCCCUUUGUCACCUUGGAUGAAAUUGGGGAGGAAGAGGACAUGGCUGCACAGCUGAUGGAGGUGGCUCAUCUGGAAGCGCUGGGGGACUCGCAGGGCCUGCUGGUGGUGGAUGAAGUGCUGGAAGAGGAAGAGCUGCAGUCAGAAGCAGGGAAGGACCCACAACUGCUUCUUCCUUGGGAUGAGAUACCAGGCCAGCAGGACCUCAGCUCACAGAAGGACCUGCCCAGGUCAGCCUUUGAGGAGCAGGAUUUGAAGGCUGAGCCCUUGGUGACUGUAGAUGAGAUCGGUGAAGUAGAGGAGCUGCCUCUGAACGAGCCUGCAGGCUUGAGCAUCGAGGAUGUGCUGAAGCAGAAGGAGGACGAGGAGGAGAAAGUGGCUGCUGAGGAUGGUGCCUCCUCCCAGGUGCCUGAUGAUCCUAGUGCUUUGGUGACAGUGGAUGAAAUCCAAGAGGACAAUGAAGACAACCCUAUAGUGACUUUGGAUGAAGAGAACGAAGAUGAAGAUGAUUUUCUGGAUGAUUUCAACCGGCUGAAAGAGGAGCUGAACUUUGUCACGGUAGAUGAAGUUGGAGAGGAGGAUGAGGAAGAAGAAAAUACUUCCCCAGGGAAAAAUCUGAAUGAGGAUGGAGACAAAGAUACUGCUGCUGUUGCAGGACCAGGGGAAGAGGUGGUUGCUCCUAUUGCAGGACCAGAAGAAGAGGUGGCUGCUCCUGUUGCAGAACCAGAAGAGGAUGAGGUUGCUGCUCUUGCAGGACGAGAAGAAACGGAAAUCUUAGGAGCUGUGAGUCCAGAAGAAGAAACUGUGGUGGUCUCAAAGUCAGAAGAUCCAGCCUGA